CCCCUUUCCUGCCGAGAUAAGAGCCGCGCCCCUUCCCUCUCCUCUUCCUCCUCUUCCCCCAUUUCUUUUCCCUCCUGCUUCUCUCUUCGUGUUCUUCCUCCUUGCCAGCCGCUCUUUUCCCUCUGCUCCGCAAUCUGAGGAUCUGUGAGACCAUGCGCCUCUUGCCGUCGCCGAUCUUUCCCUUGCUUGCGCAUUGCUAGAUCCUAGCCCCUCAGUCCUCCCCGCGGCACCGGCCACCUUGGAUCCAGCGGGCCUGGGUGCAGCGGCGAGUGAGGCGUCGUCGAGCCCCGCGCAGGCCGAGAGGUCGAGCGUGGCCAGGGUCGGGAAGGUGCGCAGGACUCAGACUGCACUGGGCGGCGGAGCAGGUGCGUGCGAAGGCGCAGCCGGUGAGGCGGCACGACUUGCUGUCGCGCGGGUUGCGCCCGCCCGCCAACGUGUGGGCAAGCUGGUCUAGCGACAGCGCGUCCACGCUCGCGCCGCUGUCGGUGGAGCUACUGGAGUCGUCGUGGCAGUGAACCCCCGUAUCAGCGUACCCAACCCUAACUCUCUCUCCAUCUCUUUUUUCCCUUCUCUGACUUUCCACUCCAUCUCCACCACCGAGGUCAAGCGUGGUGGUGGCCCAAGCAGAAGCACUAAAGAUGGAUCCAUGGUGGAUCUCGACAGUGGUAACCUCAGCUAUCUCUCCAGUCAUGGACCAGUGAAUCAUCUGAGUCGUUGUCAAGAGGAAUGCAGACAUUGCCUUUAAAUCCAAGGAUUUUGCAACUGCCGUCAAGUGUUACUCAAGGGCUUGCGGACAGGGUUAUCUCCAGGCACAGCAUUUCCAUCUGCAGUACACCGUGUAUUGUUACUCGCUACAGAUACUUGCCUGCAGGGUGUGCCAUCAUGAGGUAAUACUAAUAACCCCUUUGCUUAAUCUGAUGCGUAUAGUCCCAUAAACAUCAUAGUAGGAUAGGACAAAAUAGCACCCUCAUGAUAUAUGUGAAGAGUUAUUAUAUAUGAGGCUGCUGUGUAUGGAUUAAGUGCAUUGGCAGUGCAUUGGCAAUGGGUGUCCUCUCAGCAAUAUGGUAAGUUGGCUCUGAGUGUUGAUUCUUUGUUCCGUGUGCUCUACUAUUUAAAUUCUUAUAAGCAGAAAUUUUGUCUAUUACAGGUGUCAGCUUUGUUACCUUUGAUAUUCUGUCAGGUCUCAGUCUCAAGUAAUCUGUUAAAGCAUACAUGUAAUGAAUCACACACAUGCGCGGAGAGCGAGCGUGGCGGGCCGGCGCGAGGCGAGCGGUGCAACGGGCCGGCGCCAGGCGCGCGCGGCGAGCGGACACGCGCGGCGGGCGGGCAGGCGCGAGCGCAGAGGGCGGGCGGGCGGGCGCGAGGCGAGCGCGGCGGCCAUCUGCAGCCGUGCGCGAGGCGAGCGGCGGAUCCGGGACCUGCAGUUUGCGAGCAUCCGGGGCCUGCAGCUUGAGGCCACGAGCUUCCUGGGAAGCCGGCAGACGGGGCACGGGAGGACAGUCCAGGGGCAGUGGAUGGAGGAUGGUACCGAGAACGUCUUAGAUAUGGAUAUUGAUAGGCCAAAUCACAAGGAUUUUGAACUUGUAGUUAGGGUUCGGUCAUUUUUCAGUAUGCCAGAUGGGGGGCCAAAGUUAUGGCGACAGGGUAAAAUAUUGCCAACACAAUUUAUUGACAUACAUAACUAUGGUCUGCAGUAGCUAGUUGAUUUCGUAGCUGAACAUUACAUGUGGGGUUCUAAGCAGUUGUGCACUUUAUGGCGUGAUUUGGAGAAUAUAUCUUGUGAGAUAAAAUCUAAUGAAGAAUUGCUUGAUUGGUUUCUACUCAAUCUAGACAAAGGGGUUGCGUGUAUCAAUGUCCAGAUGAAUGAUUUUGAGGGGGCAUUACAAUGUUCACCAACAAAACGUAGAUGUCACCCUUUUCAUCGAGGACCCACAAAUGAGACACCAACUAAUAAUGAUACACCAUCUAAUAAGAGACCCACAAAUGAGAUCCCCACUAAUGAGAGAACCAAUUUCAAAAAAAAGGUUGCCAAAAUCCAGAAGUCUAAAAAAUCCAGAACCAAUUUCAAAACAAAGACUAUCAAAGAUCAUGAUGUCUUAAUAUGUGGAGCUGGGACAGCUGAAGUAACUGUGAACAAAUUUAGACAUGUAGUGAACUUGGAGUUGAAAACAUGUUCUUGUAGGGUUUGGCAAGUCACUGGAAAGCCUUGUAGUCAUGCUCUAGCUUUCAUUGCAAAGCUUAGUAGGGAGGUACAGAUGGAUGAGUUUGUACAUGAAUACUUCUCUGUUGAUAGGUUUAGAAAGACAUAUGAUGGUACUUUCACUCCAAUGACAUCCAAGGACCAAUGGCCAAAAGUUGAUUUGGGCUACAAAAUCCAAAAGCCUAAACUGAGAAGGAAGCCUGGGAGACCAAGAAAGUCUAGGAUAAAGGCUUAUGAUGAAAUUAGCACUAGUAAAAAAAGGAGACCAUGUACUGAAUGCAAUGAACUGGGCCAUACAGCUAAACAUUGUCAAGGAGGCCUUACUGCUAGUCAAAAGAGGAGGCAGACAUCUUCACAAGAUGGUUCUGCGAUGGAUUGCAACGAUUCUGUUGCAAGUGAAGCUGUGAGGGGAAGAGGAAGAGGAAGGGGAAGGGGAAGGGGAAGUGGCAGAGGAAGAGGAAGAGGUGCAGCACGGGGUGCCAAUGAUACAAACACAAGUGCGGCUGGACAGAGAAGGGGAAGAGGAGGGACACCAGGGAGGCUAGCAAGUUUGUUAGGUUUAGAUGCUUAAAUAUGUGCUGUUUGACACCUAGACUAGUAAAAAACUCACUAUUACUAGGUUCUUUUGUUGGACAUGUCAUGCAGACUUGUACUUUGGAUCCUUAUGCAAGUUGGUGUGCAAAACUGUAGGUUGGGAUCUCAGAUUGACAUCCUUGAUGUGUUACAAUGUUAUAUAUGCUGCCAUGUUUGAAUCUAUGGAAGUUGUGUCAAAAUGCUACCAAAUUUUUAUCAAA
This is a messenger RNA of Panicum virgatum (switchgrass), 2994 nucleotides long. RefSeq lists its product as uncharacterized. The record is from RefSeq and is a predicted model, not a curated record. Lineage: Eukaryota; Viridiplantae; Streptophyta; Magnoliopsida; Poales; Poaceae. Gene Ontology annotation, molecular function: zinc ion binding. Bases 1725 to 2771 code for a protein of 348 amino acids. The transcript has 8 exons.